AUGUUGUCCCAGAUUAUCCGCUUCACGCUCCCGCCGUCCCUUACCAUUUCGGCCCCGGAAUUCCUCAAACUUCGCCAAAAGGUUGUGGCUGCUGGGGCUGCAGAACAGUAUUAUGGCUACACAAUCCCUACUAGGUCAUCACCUCUCCCAAGGAAGAGGCACGAAAUCUGUUGGGCUAUCCAAUGGCCUGAUGCAUGUGAUCGACAUACCGUCAUGAGCGGCCUACGUGAAAUCACGACAGGAGACGAAGCAUCUUUGUUGUUCAAUUUCGAGGCCGCUCAGUUAGCUGAACUUGAAAAGGGGCUUGCGGCACCAGUUUGUGAAUUCGCUUGUAUUCGACUCACAGAUGAAGCCCCCUUAUCCGACGCGGCUCUACAAAAGUCCAUGGAUAAAACUUGGUCAGACACAUACCAAAUUCUGGGGUUCACAGGAGGAAACUGGGCAUACGCCAGCAACACCAACGAAUCCAGCGGAGCACCUCUCAAUUCCACUCCCGAUGAGGUGAUUGCGCAGGGCGAGCGAAGGCUCGGCGUAUAUUUUCUGGGAUGGGAGAGCAUCGAGCUUCACCAAGACGGAACAGAGACUCCGGUAUUCGCUGAGGAGAUUCGCAAGUUGAUGCCAUACUUUGGCCCUGGGAGUGGUGCAUGGUAUGUUAAUUUUAGGAAGCACUAG
Molecule: messenger RNA, 672 nt
Organism: Ilyonectria robusta
Lineage: Eukaryota; Fungi; Ascomycota; Sordariomycetes; Hypocreales; Nectriaceae
Exons: 4
Coding region: 1-672 (223 amino acids)
Source: RefSeq, a predicted model, not a curated record